Acanthamoeba castellanii str. Neff is the source of this 4938-nucleotide messenger RNA. RefSeq names its product DENN (AEX3) domain containing protein. Gene Ontology annotation, molecular function: protein binding. The transcript has 31 exons. Gene Ontology annotation, cellular component: cytoplasmic vesicle. Bases 1 to 4938 code for a protein of 1645 amino acids. The record is from RefSeq and is a predicted model, not a curated record. NCBI's taxonomy places the organism in Eukaryota, Discosea, Longamoebia, Acanthamoebidae. Gene Ontology annotation, biological process: regulation of Rab protein signal transduction.
AUGACGACGCCCAUUGGCGAUUCGACGGAAUCGCCCCUAUCGUCGUCUGUUGACAUCACCGCUUCUUCGUCGUCGGUGGGACCCAAGCCGGGGGUGACCUACCCCCGAUUUCCUCGUCUGGCCGAGUACUUCAUCGUCGUUGGCGCCAAGCAACCCCUCGCCCUUCUCGAGGGGCCUAGCACGGGCGAGGUGUUGGACGUGCUGCCGCGCCCGUCUGAUGAUGACAACCCCAUCGGUGGUAUCUCCAUGGCGUGGUGGUGGCUGGUGGUAGUCGUGGUGGUCCAGUGUUUUGCUAACCUGCCUGGUGCUUGCUUGGAUGGGGAUGGAUGGAUGGAUGGAUGGAUGGAAUACACCCAGUUUUGCUUUCCCGAUGGCGUCGCAAUGAAGUUCGAGGAGGACCCGGUCAAGUUUCACACGUUCGUGCUCACCGGCCUGCUGGGCGGGCGCCUCUACGGCUUCUGCCUCGUCUUCCCCGAGCGCCACCUCCUCCCCGCAGCUCCCCCUGGACCGCCGCCGCCCGGACACAGGCACUGGCCGAAGUACGGCUACGUCUCCAAGUGCCUGUGCAUCGUCUCCCAGAAGACCUUCAUGAACACCUUCAAGCGCUAUCUCGCAUCACUCUAUCUCUUGAGCAAGGACGUCGAAGGGCUCACCUUUCCGCUCGAGUUCCACCUGGCCAACCUCCUCCUGGAGACUCCUGCCCCAGCUCCAGGUCGGAUCGAUGUCACGUUCUCGCUUCCCAACAGCCCCGAUUUCACGUUCUACCAACCAUCGCGACACGAGUUCCCUCUCAUCGACUUCUCGCUGCGAAGCUUGUUCGAAUGUUUGGAGGUUGAGCGCAUAUUGCAGCUCAUCCUGUGCAUGAUGCUGGAAAAGAAGAUCCUCCUCUACUCUCGCCACACCGCCCUCCUCACCAUCGUCACCGAGGGCGUCAGUGCGCUGCUGUAUCCGUUCAAGUGGGACCUGGUCUACGUGCCGCUCCUGUCGCGCUCGCUGAUCGACCACACGGAAGCACCCACGCCCUUCGUCAUGGGCAUGCACAGCUCCUACCUCGCCGACAUCCCCUCCAACAGAGAGGAAAUGGUGUUGGUCGAUUUGGACCACAACCGAUUGGAAACGACAGAGGUGCUGCCCGAGUUCCCCGCACGCGACAAGGGCGAGCUGAUCGAGCGGCUCAUGACCCACAUCCACCCGGCCCUCGAGACCAUCGACCUGGCCUUCCCCGCCAUGUCCGCCAACAACGUCGAACUGGAGCGCACGCCUGAGCGGUGGACGGCGUACCACGAGAAGCGAAUACGAGCGUCGUUCUUCAUGUUCUACGCGGACCUCAUCAACGGCUACCAGUUCAGCGGGGACGGCAACGGCAACGCCGACGAGUCCUUCAUCGCCGUCCAGCCCGACUCAUCGAAGGAGUUCUUCGAGAAGUUCUUCGGCACCGAGAUGUGGUACUCCUUCGUCGAGGAGCGCAAGAAGCACGGCGACGACCUCUUCGAAGACUUCAUCAACUAUCGCGAGGAGCGAGCGACGCGAAGAGGCAAGGCGAACGUUGCGGACGCGGGGAGGGAGCGGCGGCGAGAGCGGGAGAGGGAGCUGGACUAUCUGAUGGACCGGUUCGGCAGCGGCGGCGGCGCGUGCACCCACGUCACGGUGCCCCGGCCCUCGUUCGCCCACCUCGCGCCGGAGCGGGAGGAGGUCGUACGGCGCAUACUCGACGAGCGCCGCGCGCAGGCCCGCGCCGCGGCCGAGGAUGAGUCGUGGAGGCGGCGCCUGGAGGAGUGGAACGUCGAACGCAAGCGCGCCCGGGAGAUCGAGCGCGAGCGCGAGAAGGAGCGGCUCAUGAACCGCGAGUCGCCCAACGGUUCCGGUGGAUUCACGAGCUCGCCCACCCGACAGAGGGCCAACUCGCUGCAGCAGCCCACCACCACGGGGAUGGCGCCCCAGAACGCGCCACCGCAGUAUCUGGCGCCCACACCCCAGCGCCAGGCCGCCCCGGUCUCGCCUCGCUCCGCUCGCGUGAACACGCUGGCCACUCCGCUGAGCUCCUCCCAUCCCGAGAGGGGUCCCUCGCCGAGGCCCAAGUCGCCCAACGGCGCGAUGGGACCCAACUCCGGCCCGACGCCUCCACCCCGCAUUAAGAGACCCCUCACCUCCGGGCAGGCGCUCUCGACUCCGCAUCUGUUUCCGCUGCAAGGCCGGAAGGACAUGCCGCCGCCGGCCACCCCCGGCGGCGGCGGUCGGCCGGCCCAGCCGCAGCCGCUGCUGGGCGCCAGCCGCACGCCGGUCCACUCCACCUCGCGCCAGCGCCGCGACAUGCUCGAGCACAUCCACAAAUCGCAGAAGGAAUUCGAAAAACGCGAACCGACCGACGCCGCGGGCAAGCGACCGCGGCCGUCCUCCAUCAACCUGGGUGUACAGCGCCGCGGCCACCGCAGGAGCAAGUCCGUCGCCAUCGUUCACACGACGAGGUCGGCGGGGUCGUUAGACACGACGGACCUGGAGGGGCGGGGCGAACUACGCGUCUCCAAGGAGGAGAGCGACCUCAACAGCUCCACCGGGAGCGACUUGGGCGAAGGCAGCGAAGACGACGAGUUCGGCUACGAUAUGGAAGAGGAGGAGUGCAAGGAGGAGGAAUCGGACGAGGACGAGGAGGCGGUGACGCUCGAGGAGGACGCCAAGCGGCCGUGGUCGUUCCCGCGGCUGGCCCAGGAGGUGUUCGACGCCUUCGAGGGGCGGUACGACCAGCUGGUCGAGCAGCUGUCCCGCCGCAUUGCCGCCUCCCCCGAGAUCGCGCAGCUCUACAUGCUACGCGCCCGCCUCUACACCGAGCUCGGCGACCCUCUCAACGCUCUUCGGGAUCACGACAAGGUGUGGUCGUUGAUGUACGGGCACGCGCACGUGAUCGCGGAGAACAGGGAGCUGAUGAAGGCCCUGUUCCCGCUCCUCGACGAGCAGCAGCGCGAGGAGGCCUCCAAGAUCGGGACCUACACCGAGUCCCAGCUCUCGCACUUCAUCAAAAAGUGUGAACACGAGCACGAGCACGACGACGACGAUCGCGAGGGUGACGACAAGGACAAGUCGAUGCUGGAUUCGCUGGAUCGUUCGUCGGGCGACAUGUUCGAUAGCACCAAUUCGCCCAUCAGCCCGCGGGCCAAGGGUGCCGCCACCUCCAACAACCCCGCUGUCAUCACCAUCGCCCCGCCUCCGCUCAAGGAUGAGAGCGACGGGGAGUGGGAGUACAAGGUGUACGUGGGGAAGUUGGUGAGCGCCCUGCCCGCGACCAAGAAGAUCCACCGGAGGGAGUUCAUUGACUACGCCGUCUCCGUCAACCUCUGCCCCGACGUCUACGACGCCAAGAUGCACGCCACCCACCCACCCCGAGAUCCACUCUACACCAUCGCAUUUUGGGCAUUGUUUGCGGUGCUGACGGCGACGAAGAAGGCGGCCCCGAGCAAGUUCAUCCUGCCCAGCAAGCUCGUCAAGUUCGUCAAGACGGUGCAGGCGACCUACUGCCAGACCGUGAGCUGGAUCCCGCGCCUCGGUCGAGGAGAGGUGGUCCUGCGGGUGUCGUCGAGCAGCGUGACCACCACAUCGGGCGCGAGGGGCUACAUGAUCCUCACCAACCACCGCCUCCUCUUCGCGCCCAAGAAGCCGUCCAAGAAGGAGGACGAUCAGAGCAAGAGCAACUUCCUCCUGAGCAACAUUGUGAAAGUGGAGCGACACAACUUCAAGAUCUUCAUACCGCCGGGUUUGCCCUGCCUCAACAUCCACGACCGGACGCGCAAUUACGAGACCUUCUGCUUCCUGUCGUGGGUCGAGCGCGACAUCUGGAUGUCUUGCCUCAACGAAAUGCAGGUGGCCUACGAGAUUGCGAUCGAUCUGUCCGACCCGCGUAUCAUCUGCCACACCGCACAUCGCCUCAUGCUCAGUGAAGCCAUCUUCCGCAUCAAGAAGCGAUACGUCAGGAAUCUGUUCGCGUUUGCAGACUUUACGUCGCAGUCGUUCUACCAAAUCGCGAAGCGGCUCGAGGCGCGUGGCAUUCUCAACACCAGCCACUCCUGGGACAUCAACCAACCCGUCCGGCAUGCAUGCGCUGUCUCCGAAGAUCUGCUCGGGGCCAUCGUGGCGCUGUUCUUCGCCCACGUCCUGCCCGACGGCCAUCAGGUGGACUUCAAGGCGUUGGCCGCCUCGCCCGACUUCCAGCGCUUCGAGGAGUCCAGCGCCGAGCUACAGUUGAGUGCCAAGGAGCGUACGGCGUUCUUCAUCAACGUGUACAACGUGCUGGCCAUCCACGGGUUCGUGGUGACGGGCUUCCCGCGCUGCCAGCUCGAUUGGCGCUACUUUGCGCGCACCGCCUGCUACGACAUCGCCGGCCUCCCCUUCUCCCUCGACGAAAUCCACCACGGCCUCCUUCGAGGCAACCGGGCAGGCCCGUGGUUCUCGAAGAAGCGGUUCACGGACGACGACCCCCGGUUGCAGUACACGAUCGAGCGGCCGGACUACCGCGUCCUGUUCGCCCUCUCCAUCCACUCGUACUCGUCGCCGUGCCUCCGCCUCUACGACGCCGACAACAUCGAGGUCUGGCUCAACCUCGCCACCGAGGAGUACAUCUCCUCCAACGUGCAGAUCCUGCCCGCCAAGGACCGACAGCAACAGCAGCUGAUCCUGCCCGAGAUGCUGCGAUGGUACUACAAGGACUUCCUCGAAUUCUCCGGCGGGGAGGCCGACACCGACGCCUCGCCCCCCUCGUCUUCACCCGGGCCGUUGGGCGGUGCGGGCAGCUCGAGCCUGACGGGUCUGCUGCGGCGCGUGGUGCUGCCCUUCCUGUCGGGCGGGAAACGGAAGGCCCUCCAGACCCUCAUGGCGAGCGAGGGCGCCCCCUACGACGUCAAGUGGAUCUACACGUGGACGCCCUCCCCCAAGCCCUUCCGCCAGCUCUGA